Molecule: messenger RNA, 479 nt
Organism: Acanthoscelides obtectus
Lineage: Eukaryota; Metazoa; Arthropoda; Insecta; Coleoptera; Chrysomelidae
Source: the annotation of a GenBank genome assembly
GGCGUUAAUCCACAUAUCGACCUGCGGGCCUCCAACAACAUCGUCCACAUCCAUACGUGCGCCGACAGCGCCCGCAUGCUCAUGCAACUCAUCAAGUACUUUGCCUCUGAUGGAGACCUGACAAAGCCGCAGCCAUCAGAGGACGUGAGCGGCAGCCCCAGGAAGCAGUCCAACGAGCAGGAGUUGAUCACGGUCGAACCGCAGGGAUUCAGCAAACUAUCGGACAGUCAGCACGAACAUGUUAAUGAGAUGAUAGGGGAGGCUAUGAAGGAGAGCACGAUUGUAGAAGAGUAUUUUUUCUCAGACGACGACCUACCACCAACUGGUACUAAAACUGUUCUUCUUUCCCGACGAACAUCACAUACCUCCACGUCCAGAGCCCAAAGUAAAGCCCCUGCCUCAAGUUACCAGCGAACUGGGUGACCUGUCCAAGCGUCCCGUUCAAGGUAGCGAUACUGACGAUGAGUUCUGCUUUGUAG